AAUAUGUAGAAAUAAUUUAGAGAUAGAAAUUCAAUAAAAAAAGUAGCAGUAGGAAGCAGAGAGGAUAAGAAAACAAGAAGUAGACACUGAACUAAACUCAACUUCGCUUCCGCUGUGAAAAUGGCGGUUGCACUAUCAAGUUACUGUUCCAUGUUCUCUGUGCCAUCCUCAACAGUCAAAUUCCGUUACUCUCACAGACCCAUUAUUUCCAUCCGUUGCACCCGUACGCCUUCCAUUCCCGACCCCAAUAUCAAUCGACAAAAGAAGGAUGCAUGGCAGAAGAAGCAAUUGAAGUUAUCAUCAAAAGAUGAAAAGUCUAGCGGAGGGAAUGUGGUGCCAGCUUCUUACAAGUCUUCUGGUAUUUCUAGGAAAGACAGAGACUUUAUGGUAGACUCCAAGGAUCUGCAGGUUGAAUCAAAUAAUUUACAAGAUUCGGCUUUCCUCAAUGCUGUUGUGAAGGUUUACUGCACGCAUACUGCCCCAGAUUACUCACUUCCCUGGCAAAAGCAGAGACAAUUCACAAGCACGGGAAGUGCGUUUAUGAUUGGAGGCAGGAAACUAUUAACCAAUGCACAUUGUGUGGAGUACGAUACACAGGUUAAAGUCAAGAAAAGAGGCGAUGAUUCAAAAUAUGUGGCUAAGGUUUUAGCCAGAGCUGUUGGUUGUGAUUUAGCUUUGCUUUCAGUAGAAAGUGAGGAGUUUUGGAGAGAUGUGGAACCUCUUAGAUUUGGACAUUUGCCUCAUCUUCAGGAUUCUGUAACGGUUGUGGGAUACCCUCUUGGAGGAGACACAAUUUCUGUGACAAAAGGAGUUGUAUCUCGUGUUGAGGUUACAUCAUAUGCUCACGGUUUGUCUGAAUUGUUGGGCAUUCAAAUUGAUGCAGCAAUAAAUCCUGGUAAUAGCGGAGGCCCAGCGUUCAAUGGCCAAGGAGAGUGCAUCGGAGUGGCAUUUCAGGUUUACAGAUCUGAAGAGGCUGAGAAUAUUGGAUAUGUGAUUCCAACUACAGUUGUAUCUCAUUUUCUGACUGACUAUGAGAAGAAUGGAAAGUAUACUGGUUUCCCUUGCCUCGGUGUACUUAUACAAAAGUUGGAGAAUCCUGUGCUGCGUGCAUGUUUGAAAGUACAGUCUAAUGAGGGUGUAUUGGUACGUAGAGUUGAACCAACUUCUGAUGCAAAUAAUGUAUUAAAGGAGGGUGAUGUGAUUGUCAGUUUUGAUGGUGUACGUGUUGGAUGUGAAGGAACAGUUCCAUUCCGAUCAAAUGAGAGAAUUGCCUUCCACUUUCUCAUUAGUCAGAAAUUUGCAGGUGAUACUGCAGAACUUGGUAUCAUCAGAGCCGGGACAUUAAUGAAAGCUGAUGUUGUUUUGAAUCCCCGAGUUCAUUUGGUUCCCUAUCACAUUGAUGAAGGUCAGCCUUCCUAUUUAAUAAUUGCCGGUUUAGUGUUCACGCCCCUCUCAGAGCCGUUGAUUGAGGAGGAACAUGAAGACUCUAUAGGGCUUAAGUUAUUGACAAAGGCACGCUAUUCGUUUGCAAGGUUUAAAGGGGAACAGAUUGUAAUUCUUUCACAGGUCUUGGCAAAUGAACUCAACAUAGGUUAUGAAGAUAUGAGCAAUCAGCAGAUUAUAAAAUUCAACGGAACUCGAAUUAAAAACAUUCAUCAUCUUGCACAUCUCAUUGAUUCAUGCAAGGACAGGUAUCUGUGUUUUGAAUUUGAAGAUAGCUAUGUUGCUGUUUUGGAGAGAGAAGCUGUUGCUGCUGCUUCGUCCUCCUUGCUGAGAGACUAUGGUAUCCCAUCUGAAAGAUCUUCUGAUCUCUUGCAACCAUAUGUGGAUUCACUAGAAGGUGACCAACCUGCAGACCAGGAAUUUGGUGAUUGCCCGGUUUCAAAUUUUGAAGUUGGCCAUGAUGGAUUGCUCUUGGCAUAAUUAGUUUGCACCUGGAGAUGAUGGUGUGAAAUUUAUCACGGUGACCAAUUUUGAAGCACAUGGUCACAAUUUUGGCAUCAAAAAGUGCAGCAACAGUAUCAAGGGAAACCUUGAUGUGAACACAUGAAUGGUUUAGGCUACUCUUGGAAUGCUAGAGGCGAUAAUUCUUUCUCCCAUUAAAUUGUCUGUAGAGAACGGAUAAAACUAUAGGAAAUAGCUCAUGAUUGUUUCUUCCAUCUAGUUUUUAUUCUUUUCGUCUGACUCCUUGAUUUGAUAAACCUGUAUUUAUGGAGAAAUAAGAAUGCACUUACAAAUGACUCUUACAAGUUACAACUAUGCCUUUGAUGCAAAAUUUCACAAAACAAAA
Molecule: messenger RNA, 2290 nt
Organism: Cicer arietinum (chickpea)
Lineage: Eukaryota; Viridiplantae; Streptophyta; Magnoliopsida; Fabales; Fabaceae
Product: protease Do-like 2, chloroplastic
Biological process (GO): proteolysis
Molecular function (GO): serine-type endopeptidase activity; protein binding
Source: RefSeq, a predicted model, not a curated record